This is a messenger RNA of Zophobas morio, 1919 nucleotides long. RefSeq names its product probable ATP-dependent RNA helicase DDX52. The transcript has 10 exons. Lineage: Eukaryota; Metazoa; Arthropoda; Insecta; Coleoptera; Tenebrionidae. The record is from RefSeq and is a predicted model, not a curated record. Gene Ontology annotation, molecular function: RNA helicase activity; ATP binding; nucleic acid binding. The coding region runs from base 124 to 1890 and encodes 588 amino acids. Gene Ontology annotation, biological process: maturation of SSU-rRNA.
CUUGCUGUAAUGUAACCUCACUUUUUUCUAUCUAAAUCUGGCAUGUUUCAGAUGCUAGAAAGCUUAUAUUUGUUUGUUAUAUCGUGUUUUGUUCAAUAAAAAAAGACUCCUGAGGCAGUAAAUAUGGAUGCUUAUGACAUUUUUCGAAAACUAAGUGUAGGAGCAAAAUUUUCAAGAGAACAUAACCCCAAACGAAAUCAUCUCACUCCUUCUGUAAAAGUGGAAGCUGAAGAAGAUGUAGCAGCACCAAACGUACUCCCAAAAAAAGAAGAAGACAAUAAUGGGAUAACCCUACUGAGCACAUUGAAAACUGAAACAAAAGGGAAAAAACGUAAACACUCUAAUCCCGAAAAUGACGAAAUUAAAAGAAAGCAGUUAAAACAAGAAGAAAUCAACCAUUAUCGAAACGUUCACCGCAUUAGCGUUGUUGGUAAACACGUUCCUGAACCAACAAGAAAUUUUGACGAUUUUCCUGUUGAGCAAGGUAUAAUUGAGAAUUUGAAAAAUUGUGGGUAUGUGGAGCCCACUCCUGUGCAGAAACAAGCAGUUCCAAUAAUGCUGGAGGGUCGAAAUCUGUUAGCUUGUGCGCCUACUGGGUCUGGAAAAACUGCGGCCUUUCUAGUUCCGUUAAUUAAUGAUUUGAAGGGACCGAAGAAAAAGGGAUUUCGUGCUCUAAUUUUGUGUCCUACAAGGGAAUUAGCCAAACAAACACAAAGAGAAUGUGUACGUUUAUCAGAAGGAAAAGGUUUUAGGGUGCAUAUAAUUAGCAAAAUAAAUAAAGCUGUGGCUCAAUAUGGCCCAAAUAGUUCACAAAAAUUUGAUAUCUUGAUAACUACACCAAAUAGGUUGUGUUUCCUUUUGAAUCAAGAUCCUCCUGCAAUCUCUUUGACUAACAUUAAGUGGUUAAUAAUAGAUGAAGCUGAUAAGUUAUUUGAAACAGGAAACAGAGGUUUCAGAGAACAGCUAGAUCAAAUAUUGCUUGCUUGUACAAAUAAAGAAAAGAAAAUUGCAAUGUUUAGUGCUACUUAUACCCCAGUUGUUGCCAAGUGGUGUGUUCAUAAUAUGAAAGGUUUAAUUCGAAUUACAAUUGGUCAAAGAAAUGCCGCUACUGAUUCAGUUGAGCAAGAACUUCUGUUUGUGGGAAAUGAACAAGGAAAAUUGUUAGCUUUUAGGGAUUUAGUGAGAAAAGGUUUAAGCCCUCCAGUCCUUGUUUUUGUACAAAGUAAAGACAGAGCGCAACAGUUAUUCAAUGAACUUAUUUAUGACGGGAUUAAUGUAGAUGCAAUUCACGCUGACAGAACACAGUUACAGAGGGACAAUACAGUCAGAAGUUUUCGCGAGGGGAAAAUUUGGGUAUUAAUUUGUACAGAACUGAUGGCCCGUGGGAUUGAUUUCAAAGGUGUUAAUCUAGUAAUAAAUUAUGAUUUUCCACCAUCAGCUAUUUCAUAUGUGCACAGGGUGGGCAGAGCAGGUCGUGCAGGUAGAAAAGGUAAAGCAAUUACCUUUUUUACAAUUGAAGAUACCGUCAAUUUAAGAAGUAUUGCUCACGUGUUGAAAGAUUCUGGGUGUGAGGUACCUAGUUAUAUGUUAACUAUGAAGAAGAAACCAAAGAAGGAAAGAAAAAAAUUGGAAAAAGCUGCCCCUAAACGAGAUGAAAUUAACCCUAGACCAAAAUAUGAAUUGGUUAACAAGAUAAAGAGAAGGAAAAAAGGUAUUGUAAAUGGAGAAGAGCAAAAAUGUUCCAAAAAUCAAGGCAAAAUUGAUAAUAGCAUAGUAAAAAAAGAUAAAGUAGAAAAACCUGCGUUAAAACAAACUGAUAAACAGAAGCAUCCAAAAACCAAACAGGAAAAGAAAAAAAAGAAAAAAAUUCAAAAUCAAACAAUUUUAUAGAAUUUUUCUAAAUAAAAACGGUUAAUGAU